Messenger RNA from Symbiodinium pilosum, 682 nucleotides. The record is from the annotation of a GenBank genome assembly. NCBI's taxonomy places the organism in Eukaryota, Dinophyceae, Suessiales, Symbiodiniaceae.
GCUGGAAAACACCUUCGGCAUGAUCCAGUCUGAGUCAAUGGACCUGCAAAACGAUCCUCGGUUUUUUCAGGGCAACAUCCUCAACAAGAGGCUGUCUGCCUUUGCCCAGCUCAGCGUGGUGUCCAGUUUGAUGGUGGGCGCCUGCAGCCACGUCAUCGCAAUGAAGAAAGAAUUCAACUUCGUCACCGUCGAAGGCUGGCUGCGGGUCAUCAGCUUCAUGAUGAUGAGCGUCGUGCUGAUUUUGAACAUCAUUGCAACUUACGUUGGCAUGGCGCAAACUUAUCAUACGUAUCGUCUGGAGACUGCGGGGCCAACAGGGUUUGAGAUUGCGACCAGCUAUUACUUGAACCCCAACAUCGUGGCUUGGAGGCACAUUGCUGUCAAAUGCCUGCUGAAUGGCCUCCCUCUCUAUUUGAUCUCCACGGGCAUUCGCGUCUCCAUGAGCUUUGAGACCGAGGAAAUCCAAUCUAUGUCAAAAGGGAACUCGCGCAUCCUGGGCGGAGUCGUUCUCGGGGUCUUCGUCAUCUCAGGCAUGCUCAUGCACUACAUCCACUCGAAGCACCAGGCAGUCUUCAGGGGCAACUAUGAGUACGCCAAGGUCACCGAGCGCCCGUACAUUGAGAAGGUCAACGAGCUGAUGGUCUCCCAGCGAAACCGGGGUCCGAGAGCACCGGAUGUGUAA